Molecule: messenger RNA, 710 nt
Organism: Kickxella alabastrina
Lineage: Eukaryota; Fungi; Kickxellomycota; Kickxellomycetes; Kickxellales; Kickxellaceae
Exons: 2
Coding region: 1-663 (220 amino acids)
Source: RefSeq, a predicted model, not a curated record
AUGGUUCGCAACAUCAAGAGCUCGUUCAACAAGGCCCACGAGAUGAUGGCCACGUGCGCAAUAAUUCUUGUCGGUCUUCUCAUCUCGAAAAUCGUGAAUUACAUAAACCCGAUGUACUUAGUAAACUAUACUCUGCGCAUACUGAUUACGUCGACCAACCAUUUUGCAGCCAACUCUCUGUGGUGGCUUAUCAUGGGCAAGCCCAUCUACAAGUGCAUAUUUGAUCGGAAUCGCUACCUACACAUGUGGAUGCCCAAGCUGCGCAAGGAUGGACUGCAGAAGGACAAACGCAGCAUGCUGGUGUCAAUGAGUACGGCUUGCUACACGAAUGCCGGCUCCUUCUAUGAGCCAGGUAGUAAAAUUUGCGCACUAAAGCAUUUUGGCUCCAGAGACACUGCUUACGCCAACUUUGUCCUGUCUUCCAAGAAAACCUCGUCUCUGAAUGUGGACGCUUCAAGUGAACGGGCCAUUCGGAUUUCAAUUGGAGAUGGUCUAUGUCAGGGGCAAAUCCUGACUGAUUGUCCUGACCACUGCAUUGUAGCACUCGAUGAGUUGCGGCUGUACGCACCGAUUUCAGUCCCCGAUGCUGCUGCCAUGCCGCCGCUCAAGCUGAGCGCCGCUCACAUCAGGCACCUAGACUAUUACAACCAAUCCGAGCGUUAACUGCUCUAAUUUUAUUAUUAGUUUUAUUUAUGUAACCCCAAAAAUAU